UUUUCGGCCACUUGGGUGAUGCGCAGGCUUUGGAAUGUUUUACAUCAGUACAUAUUUACCAUAAACUUACUUUUUACACUUCACGACUGGGAAUAGUUGUCGGAAAUAUCACCAGUUCAGGACGCACAGCCUCGGAGUCGCCGUCAGGCGCUAGCUCGCGCGAUUGUCAUAGCAGAGAAGAGAGGCUGAGAUGCCUUUCUUCAACAACAUCUACUACCCUUAUCAGGUGGACGGCCAGGGUGCCCAGACAUCUGUGGGGAUCCCCUCGCUGCUCAGCUCUCCUCAGAGCCACCAGUCCGGGCACAGCCAGCACACAGGCUCAGUGGGCACCAUGUCCACCCAAGCCUCCGCCUCGUCCGCCUCGUCCGCUGCCGUGCCGCUCCCGCCCUUCAGGUUCCGCACGCGGCGCGAGAGCGUGGACUGGCGUCGGCUGGGCGCGCUGGACGUUGAGCGCGUGGCGAGCGAGCUGGACUUCCAGACGCUGCAGGAGCACAUCGCGGGCGUGACCUUCUGCAGCGUGGAGGCCGAGCGGUGCCAGCGGUGCCAGGCGCCCGUGGACGGGGCGCUGCUGAAGCUCUUCCGGCUGUCGCAGCUGACGGUGGAGUACCUGCUGCACUCGCAGGACUACCUGAGCGCCGCCCUGCAGGCGGCCGAGGAGAGGGCGCAGGCCGAGCGCGGCGAGAAGGAGCAGGCGCACCUCGCGCUCCGCAACAGCGCCGACGAGCUGAAGGCACUCAAAGAGGAGCUCAAGCAGAGGAAGAAGAUCAUCGCCUCGCAGCAAGCCAUGAUCAGCACCGGCCUCACGGGCUACUUCAAGUGCCACCACUGUGACAAAGCGUUCAUGAACGCCACGUUCCUGCAGGGUCAUAUGCAGCGCAGACACCUGGAGGAUUAUGAUAUCAAGCUCCUGACGGACGGGCAGAAGAAGGUGCAGUGUGUGCGUCUGCAGGAGGAGAUGGAGCGGCUGAAGGAGCAGCUCUCGCUGACCCGCUCUCAGCUGGACACGCAGCAGCAGGCCGGCGUGGCCAAGGCUACUCAGGAGAGAGAUCUGAAUGAGCGGCAGGAGGAGCUGAUCCGGGACCUGGAGGAGUGGAAGGCGGACGAGAGGAGGACCAUGGAGCGACGGAUAGAGGAGAUCAGGCAGCACUGUCAGAGAGACGUUGAUACGCUCUAUCACAAGAACACGCUGCUGGAGCAGCAAUUAGCAAAGGUCCAGGAGACCAACCGCGAGCUGGUGUCCAGGGCUCAAGAGGGGACGCAGGGGACCACGCAACGCGAGACGAAGAGGAGGACCACGCGCCCAGACGCUCACGAGGACACACACGCGCCGGGCGAGCGCGGCAAACACCAGCAGGAGAUCGUCACUCUGGAGCAGAAGCUGCAGGCGCAGGAAGAGAAGUGGACUGACAGAUUGCUGAAAAUCCAAAAGGAACAUGAGACCGCGAAGAAUCAGCUGAACGGGGACAUGCGCCGCCUGCAGAAGAGUCUGGCUGAGCAGAGUCGUAGACCCGCGGAGCGACUGGACAAUCAGCCGUUGCGGCAGGGAAAGGAGCUUCGCCAUCAGGCCCCGCAGGUCACGGAGCGAGUGGCCAAUCAGCCGUUGCGGCAGGGAAAGGAGCUUCGCCAUCAGGCCCCGCAGGUGAAGAAGGUUUCUGCAAACCCUCCUACGAUUGUUGUGAAACAUGAAGUCACUGACCCAGCACCCAAAGUCCAGCCAGCCAUGCAUGAGCACCCCCUGGUGCUCCCAAAGCUGGACCCCAUAGUGGAGCUCUCAGACGAGGACCGAGAUUCUUCAAGCAUAUCAGAGAAGAAAACCAUUUCACUUGAGGUUCAGGAGAGGGUGAAAGAGUUCCUGAAGAACCCAGCGGCCAAGCGAGAGAUGAGAGAGAUCGUGGAACAGACCCUUGGGGAUGAGCUUCACUCUCUGGGCAUUACAUCAGAAACACGAGGCCUCUCUCAAGGAGAAUAUAACCGCCUCACGAUGGAGGUUCGUCAGAAGCGGAGCUGUCUGGUCGUGGACGGUCCUCGGCACCAGCGCGUCCGAGCGGAGCUGUCACUCCGACUGGACCAGAGGGUGCAGGACAGACUAGCGGGCUGCAGCUCCGCCCCAGAGAAGCAGCGCAGGACAAGAGACGCUCCAGUGGCUCUGCCAAGGACCAUGUCCAGUAGCCUGUGGUCUCAAGGAAGUCGGACGAUUUCAGAUGCUCCAGCCAAACAGUUGCAGACCCCAAAAGCAUCCAGCAUAUCCAGGACAAAAGCCCAACCCAGCACCUCCACACCUAAGGCACAUCAGGUCAGUUCAGAUGAUGAGUCUGAGGAAGGGCUGGUGCCUCCGAGCUCAAAGAGAAGCUCCUGCGUGGGAAGCCAGCCCGUGGCCGUCCCCAGGGCACUCGCUCCGCAGGUGCUGGUGUGCAGAGAGCGCUCGAGCGCUGCGGUGGAGCGCGACGGAGGCUGGACCGAGGGCAGCGAUCUGGAGGAGAUCAGCACGCAGCAGCAGAACUCCAGUCCCAUGAGCCGCAGGACGCCUGGACACAAGGCUCUUGGCCAUCAUGUGAAAGACUUAACAAGGAACCUGGAGAACCAGCUGGCGGACCAGGGGCCGGCUAAACUGGCAGGAAGCAUCAACACCAUCAACACAGCAAAUUACUUUGGGACCCACAAUAGCAUGAAAUCUAUUCCCAAGAGCAAGGAGGUGGUGCAAGAACUCAAGAACGGGAAGGGUGAUGAUGAUGAUGAUGACGACGACUGGGACAUCUCAUCUCUGGACGACGUUUCUAAGCCCAACUCCAGCCUCACCCUGGUGCAGAAGACUCUGGACUCCUCCAGCACGAGCGUGUGGGGUCCCUCCCCUGGCCUCAGCCCAAAACCUGGCCUGACGGAGGCCGGCACAGGAAGCACUCUGAAGAGCAGUCUGGUGUCCGUCAGCGACUGGAGCAGUUCGGAAGAUGAAUAGGUCAUAGGUCAAAGAUCAAUAGGAAGAUGAAUUGGUUUUAUUUCUUACAGACCAUAAAUUACACUCAGUCCCAGUCAUCCCACCCCACAGACACACACACAAACAAUAAAUACUUCAU
Sardina pilchardus (European sardine) is the source of this 3071-nucleotide messenger RNA. RefSeq names its product DAZ interacting zinc finger protein 1 (gene dzip1). Gene Ontology annotation, cellular component: ciliary basal body; cytoplasm. Gene Ontology annotation, biological process: cilium assembly. The transcript has 20 exons. Lineage: Eukaryota; Metazoa; Chordata; Actinopteri; Clupeiformes; Clupeidae. The coding region runs from base 191 to 2953 and encodes 920 amino acids. The record is from RefSeq and is a predicted model, not a curated record.